This is a messenger RNA of Octodon degus (degu), 2509 nucleotides long. RefSeq names its product dynein axonemal assembly factor 3 (gene Dnaaf3). Bases 268 to 2025 code for a protein of 585 amino acids. The record is from RefSeq and is a predicted model, not a curated record. Gene Ontology annotation, biological process: axonemal dynein complex assembly; motile cilium assembly. Lineage: Eukaryota; Metazoa; Chordata; Mammalia; Rodentia; Octodontidae. The transcript has 11 exons.
UUCAGUGCUCCUAUUGGCCAAAAGUUCGUAGGGGGCGGCUCUACUUCACAUUCGUUGGUCAGUUGAGCUGGGCCGGGCAAGAUUGCGCGUUCCCAUUGGCUGAUUGUUCCAGGAGUGUUUGGGCAGCGGUUGAGCUGGCCUUGGGGCGCAGGACCACAACACAGCCUUGAGUAGCGAGACCACGACGGCCAUCCCAGGUGUUUGGAGGAUAAAGGUGACGAGGGUCCCGUGGGAGAGAGGGCAGGAGGAGAAGAAGGGUGAGCGACGAUGGGAUGCCCAAGUGUGGGGCUCGCGGGCUGUCUGUCCCGUAGGGCGAUGACCACCCCGGCGGGCUCGGGCACGGGCUUCGGCUUGGUGUCCUGGUGGGGCCUGUCACCAGCGCUGGACCUGCAGGCGGAGAGCCCUGCAGUGCACGCGGACGCCGACGCCGCGCAAGCCGACUCGGAGCUCGAGCUCGACGUGCUGCUGCUGGGCUCUGUGGACGGACGCCACCUGCUGCGCACCCUGGCCCGGGCAGGGCGCUGGCCGCGCAGGAGGCUCAACUUCUAUAUGCUGGAGCAAAACCUGGAGGCUGUCGCCCGACACAUGCUUCUCUUCAGCCUUGUCCUGGAGGACCCUGAGAAGAUGGGGCUGCAAGAGCGGAGCGAGACCUUCCUGGAGGUAUGGGGGAACGCGCAGCUGCGGGCCCCGGUGGCCGCCUUCGUGCGCGCGCAGGCCGUCCGUCUGGCGCUCCUGGUCCCCGAGCCCGCUCGCCUGGAGCGGGAGUUGCCGUGGCUCCGCCUCUGCGCGCUCAAGUUCCGCGAACGCGACGCGCUGGAGGCCGUGUUCCGCUUCUGGUCCGGCGGGGAGCAGGGCCCAGAGGCCUUUCCGGUGGGCCGCCUGUGGGACGCACGCGUGCGACACUACCUGGGCUCCCGCUAUGACGCCCGGCGCGGGGUCAGCGACUGGGACCUGCGCAUGAAGUUGCACGACCGCGGGGCCCGGGUCAUCCACACCCAGGAAUUUCGCCGCUGGAGGGACACAGGGGUCGCCUUUGAACUCAGAGACUCCAGUGCCUACCACGCGCCCAACCGGACCCUGGCGUCCGGCCGGCUCCUGACCCACCACGGGGAGCGCGUGGCGACGCGCGGGUACUGGGGGGACAUCGCCACGGGGCCCUUCGUGGCCUUUGGCAUUGAGGCCGACGACCAGAGCCUCCUGCAGACGAGGAACGGGCAGCCAGUCAAGACUGCAGGGGAGAUCACGCAGCACAACGUGACCGAGGUGCUCCGCGAGCUGGCCGCCUGGGGGCGCCCGAGAGCAGCGCAGGGGGACCCGGAGAAGGAGCUCGAGGGCUCCCCAGAGCAGAGGCUGUCAGGUGUGCACUCGGGAGACCCGGCCCGAGCACCCUUCACGCUCCACUUUCUGCCCCUCGGAUCCGCGCACGCGCUGCACCACAAAGGCUGCUACCAGGGCCGCUUCCAGCUCCUCUACGUGGCCUGCGGCAUGGUGCACCUGCUCGGCCCCGAGCUCGCGGCCUGCGUGGCCCCCGGAGGGAACCUGGUGGUGGAGUCCGCCCGGUUCCUGGUGGACCUGCGCUCCGAGCAGCUGCAGGCCUUCUCUGCUCGCAUCGGGGAGCUGGCGGGAGCGGCCGGCUUCACCCCACGCGCCGCGGCUGGGCCCUCGGAGACCUUCGCACGCUUCACCAAGCCGACUUCCGCGGGACCCAGAAACCUGCCUCAGAUCCCCUCCCUCGGCGCCCCCAGUCCUGUAGCCCCUUCUGCAAGACCUGACCAAGCCCAGGGCGAGCCCGCCUCCCACGCCAAAGUGGGAGCCGACCCCGAGCCCCAGAGCCUCUCCCUUAGUGCUCACAGUCUCUGUUGCGACACCCCUGUCCCCAUUGCUGCAGCCCCUUCCCUAGGAUCUGACCACACCCACAGAGAUCCCUCCUCCUACGCCAGAGUGGAAGCCAGCCCCGAGCCCCAGAGCCUUUCUCUGACCUCUGACGGGGGCUCUCGAGAUCAGGAGCCCCCCGGGAGACACUGACCCGCUGGCGGCGCCUCGCGGUUCCCACGCAGCAUUGCGCUCAGCCCCCAGUGUUGCAGAGCUGGGCCUUCGGGUUCCCACCUGGGGUUCUGUGUGCCAUUCCCAGCGUCCUACAGCUCGGCGCCCCAGACUCAUCCCAGAGCCACCGAUGGGUCGAGGCCCCAGCCUCCAGUCCCACCCCACCUCCUGCCCUCAGUCCCAGCUGUGACUGGAGGGGUGCCCAAGCAGCUCAGUAAAGAGUCCUGUGUCCUCCUUUUUGUUCGAGUCGUGUGCCCUCGUGUCUUCUACCCUCUCUGGGCUUCAGCCCUGGGGAUGGAGAGCCCAGGAGGGCGGAAACAGACUUCUAGGUUUGCAAACAGGCUCUGGGUGGCUGUCCUGAUACUGUGAUUCAAGAACAGGAGGCCUAACCUGAGGCGUGAGUUUAACACACAAUCAAUAGCCCAGUGUGAUGGCCAGAGGCUGAGACAGGAGGAUCGGUGCAAGU